Amborella trichopoda is the source of this 2321-nucleotide messenger RNA. It is a transcript of the gene SIP4, whose product is annotated as SOS3-interacting protein 4. The record is from RefSeq and is a predicted model, not a curated record. Gene Ontology annotation, molecular function: ATP binding; protein serine/threonine kinase activity. Gene Ontology annotation, biological process: signal transduction; protein phosphorylation. NCBI's taxonomy places the organism in Eukaryota, Viridiplantae, Streptophyta, Magnoliopsida, Amborellales, Amborellaceae.
AAGCAAUCACUAAAAUCGCCGAUCGUUUUAUUAAAAUAAUGGCGAGAAACAAAAAGCUCGCCGAUUCUCAUCCAAUUAAUCGGGCGUUGGGGAUCUGAAAAAGCAAUUGGGAUCCCAUGGAAAGGUCACAAGCAGAGAGAGACAAAGCCCGAAACAAAUAAAGCGACGAAGCUUCAGAAACCACCAAAGUUUUGGUCCCGAUCCGUAAUUCAGAGCACCCAAGGUUGUGGUUCUGAUUCAUGAUUUAGAAAUCCGUUCAUAGUUCAAGCUUUGCAAGCAAAUCAGGAAAAAAAAGGUCGGCUAAUUAGGAGGAAAAGGUUGCCGGAAAUUGAGGAUUCCGGCCAAAUUGGUAGUUUUCCGGAAAAAAGUGCAGAAAUCUGGUUGAUUCGUUGCAGAUAAACUGAGAUUCAGCGAGAUUCCGGCGAUUCGGAGGGGAUUUAGGCCAGAAGAACGGCAAUCUAACCGUCUCUUUGAAAAAUAGGGAGACGAAGGAAGAAGAAACUUGGUUUUUCCAAAGGCAACAAGCCCACCAAUUCACUCUGAUACAAAAAUAGCCAUCAAUUUUGGUGCUUUUACCAGGAGCCUCGCUCCAAAACAAAGCAAACCCGCCAACUCUCUGUCUCUAAAACCAAAUAAUGGAGACUAAUACCGCCACCACCAAGAGAGAGGAAGACUCUCCCUCAUCAUCCCUAGAGAGAGAAAGAGAAGACUCGACCACGAAUUCCAGUACAUCCGAUGAGGGCCUCCUCAUGGGCCGCUACGAGAUGGGCAAGCUCCUGGGGUGCGGCGCCUUCGGCAAAGUGUACCAUGCCCGCGAUGCCCGCACCGGCCAGAGCGUCGCCAUUAAAGCUCUGUCGAAGCGCAAACUCAUCCGCGGUGGCCUGGCCGCCCAAACCAAGCGCGAAGUCCUCAUCAUGCGCCGCCUCCGCCACCACAACAUCGUGCGGCUCUACGAGGUCCUCGCCACACGUACCAAGAUCUUCUUUGUCAUGGAGUACGCCAAGGGAGGCGAGCUCUUUACCCGGGUGGCCAAGGGCCGGCUCAGAGAAGAUCCUGCCCGUUCAUACUUCCAGCAACUGAUCUCAGCCGUCGGGUACUGCCAUCAGAGGGGAGUCUUCCACCGGGACCUGAAGCCGGAAAACCUGCUUCUUGAUGAAAACGGUAACCUGAAAGUUUCGGAUUUUGGCCUCUCUGCCAUUUCUGAUCAAAUUCGCAGCGACGGGCUGUUGCACACGCUGUGUGGGACUCCCGCCUAUGUUGCACCUGAGAUUUUGGCGAAAAAAGGAUACGACGGCCGGAAAAUUGAUAUCUGGUCGUGCGGCAUCAUAUUAUACGUUUUAACGGCUGGUUAUCUCCCGUUUAACGACCCUAAUCUCAUGGUUAUGUACAAGAAGAUUUACAAGGGAGAUUUUCGUUGCCCUAGAUGGAUGUCUCCUGAUCUUCGACGAAUUCUUGGUCGCUUAUUAGACACUAAUCCAGAAACUAGAAUUACAGUUUCUGAGAUUAUGAAUGAUCCAUGGUUUAGUAGGGGGUUUAAGGGGCCGGUUUCUUUGCCGGAUAAGGAGUUUUUCAGUGGCCUUAAGGGCGAUUCAGAGAAGAGUCCGCUGAGUUUAAACGCAUUUGAUAUCAUAUCGUUUUCGUCUGGUUUUGAUCUGAGGGGCCUCUUCGAGGAGGACACUGGUGGGUGGUGGAGAGUGGCCUCCGAGGAGGACGCGGAGAAGGUAUUGGAGAGGGUCAAAAAAGUUGCAGAGGUGGUCAGAUUUGAGGUGAGAAAGAAGGGUUUUGCUCUCUUUUUGGAGGGAGAAAAUGGGGUCGAAAUUGGGGUCGAGAUUUUCAGGUUAACUGACAAUAUGGUGGUGGUUGAGGUGAGUAGAAUGGGUGGCGACGGCUGGAAAUACGAGGAGUUUUGCCGGAAAAGAUUAAAACCGGCAUUGGUUGACGGCCCGCAGAAUGAGGAGGUGGCUGCUGCUUCACCGGAACAUGCUGAUGUGGGCGCCGGGCACUCAACCAUGGAUCAAGUGCCCGGUAGUUAGUCGGUUUCGAUGGACGGUCGGGAUUGGACGCUGUAGAGAUCCUGGCCGUUGAUUAAAGUUGGGUUUUUGUUUUUGAUUUUUAUAUUAUUUAGCCAUUAAGACGUAAAAAAAAAAGAACUCUUGUAUUUAAAAUACACGCUUAUAUGGUGUAUAUAUUUGUAUGGUAAUACAGGUGGAUGUAAGAAUGUGACAAUAAAGGGACCAAAUCGGGUGGCUGGCCAGGAUUUUGUUUUAUUAUUUUCUGGUCAUUUCCUUAAAACUAAAUCAAGGAUUUGGGGAUUGUGUUUA